Molecule: messenger RNA, 267 nt
Organism: Symbiodinium sp. CCMP2456
Lineage: Eukaryota; Dinophyceae; Suessiales; Symbiodiniaceae
Source: the annotation of a GenBank genome assembly
AUGAAAGAUGCGCCGCUCCCUCCAGACCGGGAGUCGCACGAUGCCCACGUGGCAAACCUUGAGCGUUUCCUCGCAAAGCUGCAGAGCUAUCCGAGCAUGCUGGAACGGUGCGUGAAGGAUAAGCGAUAUGUCGCUGAGCAGUUUCAGCUGAUGGAGAGCAGCAAGGUAGAGGCACAUGAGGCUGGUGGAGAGGGUGAUGAGGGCCCCGACGCAGCUGCUCUGUUCGCACCAGUAUCCUGGCUUUGGUACCUUAUCGGUCGUGACUAG